Messenger RNA from Acanthaster planci (crown-of-thorns starfish), 1716 nucleotides. RefSeq names its product acyl-coenzyme A thioesterase THEM4-like. NCBI's taxonomy places the organism in Eukaryota, Metazoa, Echinodermata, Asteroidea, Valvatida, Acanthasteridae. The record is from RefSeq and is a predicted model, not a curated record.
GUUGUGCACGUACGGGUGGCCCACUGAUAUAUAUAUCAGGCAUAUCAUAGAGUUGGAUAUAUUAUUAUAUCCAACUCUAUGAUAUCAGUACGGUGGGUUACCCUGCCGCUUGGUCGGCCGGCCGGAUUGGCAAGUUGCAUGUGCUAGCACAGCUCAGUGGCGGGGUCGGCAACGUACGAGAAUUUAGCAAAACGGCUGCUGAAAGUACAUGACUGUGUGUGUGGCUUGCCAAGAUCCUGGCCGUCAGCUGCAACCAGUUUCUUCAGAUAGUUACUGCGCGGCCCUGUGACGGCGCUGCAAAGUUUCCAAAUUUCGGGUUUGACCGGCUUCGUCCGAGCAUUGGACUCGCUACGCAUUGCGUUUUUAACACUAUCGCCCGACCGUGUCCGAAUGUCAACAGGGCGAUUUGUAGAGGCCAAGUUAAGCUUGGACGAUACUUGCAACGGACAUGGCAAGCCAUGUUCAUGCUUCGGUAGGCCGAGUACCAUUGAUCACUCGUCUUUUACAAGCCACAGUUAGGCCUACAUGCAGGUUCAUCAAAACAGGUGUUUCCAUGUCCAGUCUUGCAUCUAGAGGUCGACGCUCUCACACAACUAACCAUAACCACUCAGGCAUCUGCUACACUCAAUUUCCACAGGUCAGAAAUGUUUGGAAUAUUCCACAAGUUCCGAGUUCGUCACAGAAUACCUGGCUCCCCGAGACAGAAGCCUUGUACUCCCAACUUCGAGCGCAGGCAGAGAAAAGUGGCUGGGAGCAAGUGAGGAACACCAGCACAGACUCCAAACCAUUCCCUCAAUUUCCCAGGGUCAUGACGAAAAAUGGGCCUGUGAUCCACUAUGCCAUCUUUGUUUCCAAGGAGGAGAAGAAGUUGAUUGGAGUUUGCCAGUUUGGAGUGGAAGCCCAAGGGCCAAAGGGACUUGUUCACGGAGGUGCAUCUGCCACAAUGCAUGAUGUCAUCACUGCACACCUGUCACUAAAAGCUGUCUCAGAGAAGGUCCUGACUGCCUCACUGACAGUUGAUUUCAAGAGACCAACUCUGAUGAGAUCUGCCAUGCUGAUGGAGGCAAACAUUGACAAAAUUGAAGGCAGCAAGAUUUUUCUGAGAUCAUAUUUGAAGAGUCCCGACGGGGCAACAGUCUACUCCAGUUGCUCAGCUUUGUAUGUAAACAUUGGAGAAAAAUCUCAAAAAUCAUGACUUAAAAACCUAGUCUGAAGGGUCAUUCAAGAAAACAAAACUGGCUACAUGCGAAGUUAAACAGAAAAGCAGUUCGGUUAUCCUAGUUGUUUGGACAAAUUUUUAUCUGUUUUUAUUAAGUGAUUAAUUGUAGCACUAAAUUUGUGUUUCACAAUAAAAUUACACCCCUACUUAAUUCGCCUCUCUAAAGUCCUGAAAUACCAGAUGUCGUAUGUUCAUCUAAUCUGUUUGCCAUUAUGUUUAAGUACCCCCACAAUUCACUCCCAGAUGGGAAUGUUUUUUAAAUGUGAAUUACUCGAGCGAAUCCCAAAUCUGAAUUGCCAAACAUUAAAAAGACAGAAACAUGAAAAUGAAAGAGAUGAAGCACUGUUGAAGAUUAUGCUGCUCAGUUUAAUUAUAGAAGAAAAUAUGUUAUUUGUGAUUAAAUGCUUUUUGUGUAAAUCUGUAGAGUUCUGUAUGCAUAUAUUACGAGUGCAAAGUAUUACAAAUAGUAGAAAUGCAAAUUAAACUUUUGAAAAAGA